Molecule: messenger RNA, 1576 nt
Organism: Stomoxys calcitrans (stable fly)
Lineage: Eukaryota; Metazoa; Arthropoda; Insecta; Diptera; Muscidae
Product: acyl-CoA Delta-9 desaturase
Exons: 5
Coding region: 121-1230 (369 amino acids)
Biological process (GO): unsaturated fatty acid biosynthetic process
Cellular component (GO): endoplasmic reticulum membrane
Molecular function (GO): iron ion binding; stearoyl-CoA 9-desaturase activity
Source: RefSeq, a predicted model, not a curated record
UGGCGGCAUUAGUCGAGUGUCUCUUGUGUUUGACUUUUGAAUUGUUGUCGGAUUGUGCAGUUCAGUGAAUUUUUGUUUAAAAUAAAAUAAAAGAAAAGAAAAAAGUUUUGUGUUUCAACCAUGCCACCAAACGCAAAUGCUACAGUUAAUGAUAAUGAACACAUAUCAACAGUACCAGAAAAUACAGCCACCGGAGUUUUAUCCGAACAGGAAGCUGAAACCAUUGAUGGAGGUUUAGCCAAAGACAUUGCACCAUUAAAAAAGGCCAGUGAACGUAAAUUGGAAUUGGUAUGGCAGAAUAUCAUAGGUUUUAUCUAUCUAUAUUGUGCCACGUUCUACGGCUUCUACCUAAUGGCUACAUCAGCAAAAUGGCAAACGAAUAUUUGUGGACUUCUCCUAACUUAUCUCACCGGUUUUGGCAUCACUGCUGCGGCACAUCGUUUAUGGGCUCAUAAAGCGUAUAAAGCAAAUUUACCUAUGCGCAUAAUGUUGAUUAUCUUCAAUACUAUUGCAUUCCAAAAUUCCGUUUAUGUUUGGGCCCGUGAUCAUCGGGUGCAUCAUAAAUUCUCGGAAACCGAUGCUGAUCCACAUAAUGCUACACGUGGUAUGUUCUUUUCGCACAUCGGUUGGUUGAUGUGCAAAAAGCAUCCCGAAGUCAAGGAGAAGGGCAAGACCAUUGAUAUGUCAGAUUUGGAAGCCGAUCCCAUUGUUAUGUUCCAACACAAAUACUACUACCUUUUGAUGCCUAUUGCUUGUUUUGUGUUCCCCGCAUGGUUACCCAUGUAUUUCUGGAAUGAGACUUUCUCCAACGCAUGGCAUAUUUGUGUAUUGGCACGUUGGUGUUUCCUUCUCAAUUCGGCCUGGUUGAUCAACAGUGCUGGUCAUAAAUAUGGCAGCAAACCUUACGAUAAAAACUACAAUCCUGCUGAGAAUGCCUUCAUUGCCAUUUUGACUUUGGGCGAAGGCUGGCACAACUAUCAUCAUGUCUUCCCCUGGGAUUACAAGACUUCCGAAUUGGGCAAUUACUCCAUGAACUAUAGCACAGCCUUCAUUGAUUUCUUUGCUAAACUUGGCUGGGCCUAUGAUUUGAAAACUGUCUCGGAGGAUAUCAUAAGGAAGCGUUGUCAACGUACCGGUGAUGGUACUCAUCCCAUUUGGGGUUGGGGUGACAAAGAUCAGGAUAAAGAAGAAAUGAGGGAUGCUGUUAUAAUUAAUAAGAAGAAGAAGUAACUUGUUAGGGAUAUCUACAAUAAAAGGGUUGUCGCCCCUAGGAGUACACCCUUGGAAAUAAACUUUAAAACUUUUCCAGUGUUUCGACAUAGUAUUCGAUGUAGAACUUUAGUUGUAUAGCCUUGUUCAACUUAUUCUCUUGUUUAAUAUUUAACAUUUUCUUUUUUUACAAAUUCCAAAUGAGGUCUAUUUCUAUAGCAAAGAACAGGUUAAGCAUAAUAAGGGGGGCACAUUAGCAUUAGCAUAUGCAUUAUAUGUAUAUCGUUUAUAGCAUGUCAGGGGUUUAAAUGUAAGUCAUAUUUAAAGCACAAUCAAUCAUACAUUUGUACAUCAUAUAAUUGAUAAA